AUGAGUAUCCCGUUAAUAGAAAUUUUAAAGAAAAAGAGAAGAGAACAUAAAGAGAGUCGUAGUGGUGAUGAAAGGGUUGAAAAGAAGAAAGUGGAAGAGACUGGUGAAGUGGUUUCGCUCCUUAAGUCAUUGCUUGGUAAAGUGGAUAAGUUGGGCAAGAAGUACGAAGACAUGGACAAGAAGUACGAAGGCAUGGACAGUAGGAUGGCAUUACUAGAGAACAAGAAAGGCAAGGCGACUGAGCUAGAUGCCCAAUCAAAGGUGGGCGAUCAAGGAGAUGGGUCUAAGAACGAAGAUCGGGUUCAUAGGUCUCUUUUAGUGCAAAUGUCAUGGACGGUAGAGCAGCAGGUAACAUCCCAUGCCGAGUUCCCAGUCAACCGUGUUGUUAGAAACCUGAAAGUUGGGGCAAAGGACCUGCGAAAUGUGGAAACUCCUGUUGAAAAGAAGGCUAUUGUUGAGUUUAUCAAUAUGACUACAGAGAACAAUGAAGCCCAAAAGUCUCGAAAACCUGCUGUGGAGAAGAAGGAGGCUAGUGUUGAGUUUGUCGAUAUGACUAAAGAUGUGACAGCUACUCGAAAAGAUAAGAUUCUUCAGUUGACAAAGAACGAUGAUUUCGGUGUCCUCAAAUAUCGUAAAAUAACUCUUGCAAAAACCCAAGUGGACCCAUUCAUAGGAAGCUCUGGAACUAUACUGAUCAUGUAUGGUGAAAUUCCUUCUCCUGCUAUCUACGGUCCUUUUGCAACGGUAGAAAAGUGUAAACUAGAUCGGUUACUUGAGUACGUGAAGACUGAUUUGGAAAACCCAUUCGAUAGUAGCCUCGCAGGAGUAGAAUUCGACUUGGAAUUGAUGACACCUAAAGAAAUGUGGCCAGUAGACGAGUAUGGGUGGUUGAAAACUUCGAGACUUCCUCGGGAAAAAGAAGAGGUGGGUAUUUCCUCAGGAUAUUUCAUUUUGUACAAUGGUAGAAUUCCAGAAUUUGCUGCGACGAACAAAAAAUGGGUCGAGGAUGUCGAUAUCUUGUACAUUCCUCAUAAUAUCCGCAAAGCGCACUGGGUGGCUGUUGUGGUAGACUUGGUAAAGAAAAAUGUGAAAGUGUACGAUAGCAUCUGCAGUGUCUACAGCGACAACUACAUCAAAGAAAUGUGCAAGCCAUAUGCAAAGAUGAUUCUGAUGUUACUCAAGCAGGUUGCACCCCCUAAUCAAAGGAGGGGAAUGAGUGAGCAGGCUUGGAAUGUAUACAUGAUCAAAACUAUAUCACAGAACCACCAAUCGGGUGAUUGUGGUGUGUAUACGCUGAAGUAUAUAGAGUGUUUAGCUCUUGGACAUAGUUUUGAUGGCUUGUGUUAUUCGAAUAUGUUUACUAUUCGUCUGAAACUUGCAGCUGAGAUUAUGGAAGAGUUACCAGAAGAUGAGGUUGUCCAGUUAUCCGAUCCAAACCCUCGUGCUACAACAGAUGAUAAGGACCAUGUUUGUAUGUAUGACCAUGGUAAACUUGGUGGUCUUUCGAAAGUAUGGUAUACUUAUAUGAAAUUUUUGGUUGUUUGA
Messenger RNA from Arabis nemorensis, 1545 nucleotides. The record is from the annotation of a GenBank genome assembly. NCBI's taxonomy places the organism in Eukaryota, Viridiplantae, Streptophyta, Magnoliopsida, Brassicales, Brassicaceae.